Messenger RNA from Sporothrix brasiliensis 5110, 528 nucleotides. RefSeq lists its product as uncharacterized. Lineage: Eukaryota; Fungi; Ascomycota; Sordariomycetes; Ophiostomatales; Ophiostomataceae. The record is from RefSeq and is a predicted model, not a curated record. The coding region runs from base 1 to 528 and encodes 175 amino acids. The transcript has 2 exons.
AUGCCGGCAACGCACAUGCCUCGUGGCACUUGUGACCCCUCCAUCAUGUUGAGAGACGUGCCGGCCCUUCCGCCGCACGACACAGCAGAGUUCCUUGGUGGGGUCGCUGUUUGGCGACGAUGCACCGGCGGCGACAAUGGCAUCGAGGAGACCCUCUGCUAUGGUCUUGAAAAGCACCUUGUCGUCUUGGCCGCCAAGCCGCUUAUCUUUCGGCUGUCCCUUGCCGACAGCAGCACCCACAACCCACCGGCCAGCUUUAAGGGACUCGCCAUCCUUACCCUUUGCUGGUCCUACAUUGUGUCGACGAAACUCCUUGAACUCCAGGGCCGGAGGGCGGCCUAUACCAAGGCCUGUCUACUGCCGAGACGUGCUGUCGACUACACCCCACGCGCCAAUGACUAUGUACUCGAUAUGCGGGGAGACGGAGGAAGCGGAGGCGGAGACACGAGCAGCGGCACCACGGCGACGGCCGACACGGGCGGCUCCUACACGGACGGCCCGUACACCGCGCCGGAGUACCAGACUUAG